Messenger RNA from Grus americana (Whooping crane), 422 nucleotides. Its product is annotated as discoidin, CUB and LCCL domain-containing protein 2-like. The transcript is spliced from 4 exons. The record is from RefSeq and is a predicted model, not a curated record. The coding region runs from base 117 to 422 and encodes 101 amino acids. Lineage: Eukaryota; Metazoa; Chordata; Aves; Gruiformes; Gruidae.
UUUAGAGCAAACUGUUCCAGCUGUCUUCUCCUGAAAAGGAAGCAUGGAAAACUAGCACUUUAAAAACCUUUUUUUAUAAAAUCUUUUCUUUUAAAGGCCGUGCUCCUAAAAUCACCAUGCCACCCCCACCUCAGAACAAGAAUGAUGACUUCAGUGAUGACUUCAUUCAUUCAGUGAAGACUUCAUUGCAGACAGAUAAAACAACUUUCACACCUGAAAUAAAAAACACCACAGUGACUCCAAGUGUAACCAAAGAUGUGGCAUUGACAGCAGUUCUGGUUCCAGUGCUGGUGAUGGUCUUCACUACUCUGAUUCUUAUCUUAGUUUGUGCGUGGCAUUGGAGAAACCGCAAGAAAAAAACUGAGGGCACUUACGAUCUACCUUACUGGAUCGUGCAGGAUGGUCUCUUACAGUGGGGAUGA